AGUCAAACAUUUCCCAGUUCACCGACAAGAUGUGGUCCUCUAAGACUAUUUUGGUUUUCCUAGCAGCAUUUACUUUGGUCCAGGGUAGCAUGCGGUUUCACUUCACCUUGGACUUUCACGUACAGCAGCCGCCGAAUGCAUCCGACACCAUCGACAAGACCAUUAUUGUGGAGAACGAUCGGAUAUCUAUGGUGGACAACGAAGGAGCGACUACUAAGGCUCCGAUGACCCAGUGGACAGAUCAGGAUCAGUAUAAUCAGGACGCAUUGCUGAAGGUGACCGAUACGCGCAGAUCGGUGCAACAGCUGAAUACGGAGCUCUCACCCCUGGUUGGCAGGAGCACCGAUUUGGCCAGAAGGAUUAAGCAGAGUAUGCGAUACGUCAACGAGGUGGAUGCUAAUCUGGACGAUUUGAGCAACUUUGGGCAGCUGGUGGAGCUGCUCAAGAAAUUCGUAAUCCUAGUCGAUAACCUAAGGGAUCCAAACAAUCUCGGAGGCAUUCGAAGCCUGGAGUACGUACUCCUGAAGUUGGCUCUAGAGAAGUACGACCUUCUGAACAAGCGACAGGAGAUCGGUGAAUACUUGGAAAGGGCGGAGAGUGCCUGGCGAAGAUACCAAAACACACAGGUGGUUGUUCUGGAUAACUCCACCUGAGUCGGGCUCAGAUGCCUAGGACCACCACAUUAGGAACUUAGUUUUAGGAUAAAACAGAACAAAGACCAGCAUCAUGGGUCGACACAAUCGCUGCACCAUGAUCUACUAGAGCGGCUCGGCUCUUGAAAGGAAUAAAAGACAUCGAAGGGACUUCCUGUCUAUUAUUCGAUUUCACUGCAAUGCCCAGAAUUGCUACAGGUAUGCGAGGGGAGGUAUUCCAGGGGUAGAAUACCCUAAAUUCCCUUCGGUGCCCGGUUUCGUUAAGGCUGGAAAGUACGUUACACACGCUGGGAAUGCCUUUGUACACUGCAAAAAAUUUAAGUUAGACCUAGAAGAGUAAGCAAUCAUGAUAAAUAAGUAUUUUACCCUAAACAAAAAUUCUGCUUGAUUUUUAUUUGUUUUAUUUUUCCCUAAAAAACUGCACCUGCAAUCAUUUUCGUGAAGUAUUGAUUUAUUGAUAUUGAUGUAGAUUUCCUAUCAGUAGAAUCUACAUUUCUUGCAUAGCAAUUCAUUUAAUCUAAUCAAAAUAACAGUAAUAAAAUACUUAAAAAAGAAAAUACGAUAAAGUUUUCAGUGCAUUUCCAUUCAGCAGAUGCAGGUAGUCGGAAUCGAGGAACUAAGGGACCUUUUAAUAGGGUAGAACAGCUGCCAGAGCCGUUGCUAAUAGAUGAAGUGGAGGGUAGGGUCCCGAACGCGGGCAGAAAUUUCCGAAACCCGAAACAACCACUAACAAAAACCAUAUGCAGUUAAGUGGGAAAUGGAAUGGGGCGAUCCCGAGGAGAACGGCAUCAUCAGGACGUUACGAGUACCAUUUGUCGGGUGAAUUGUGGGGGCGGGUAUUCGGGGUAACGAUAUCGUCGUACCCCCCAUAGAUGGUACUCAGGGAAUUCCCAGCAGUGUGGAACGCUUGAAAGCCGACACCGCAUCCAAAUCUCUGUGUUACCCCUAUGGGUUCCUUAACGGUUUUCAGCGAUUUCUUUUUAGGGGUGUCGUCUGGAGUGUCGACUUAUAAAUACGCUCGUACAAUCCAUAAAUGUGCCUUUGUGUUGAACAAAAACCAUGAAGAAAUCGGUAUACAUAAUGAAAACUCGAUUGGCAUAAGAGGUACAAGCUGUAUGAAUACAGGUUUCAACUCUUUUUUGUAUCAACAUCAGCCGAAACUGGUCAAACGGCUUUGGAACAUGGGCCAUCCGAUGGCUUAUGUAUCGUUUUGACAGUUUAUGUUUAUACUAAAAUUUCGCUGCAGGCGAUAAAUAUGUAUUGAGACAGCAUCCGGCCCAAGAAAGUAGUGGCUAGGGGGAUGAAUAACAGAACAUGGGAUUUAUGUAAAAAUAUCAAUUACACAUGUGGACAAUUUGCUUGCAUACAUAGUUAAUAUACAUAUGAGCAUAUAUAUUCAUAUGAAAUUCCAUACAAAUC
Messenger RNA from Drosophila melanogaster (fruit fly), 2072 nucleotides. RefSeq lists its product as uncharacterized. NCBI's taxonomy places the organism in Eukaryota, Metazoa, Arthropoda, Insecta, Diptera, Drosophilidae. The coding region runs from base 30 to 653 and encodes 207 amino acids. The record is from RefSeq and is marked reviewed. The transcript has 2 exons.